AGGGCAGCAAAAGAGGGCGGUCUAUUCCUGGGCUCGGCAUGGCGGCGGUGACGGGUCUCCUCGCGCGGCGCAGAGGCGGCAUUGGAGGUAAACAGAGGCGACCAAGUUUAAUUGUCUCCCCCCGCAACUUUUGAGCGCUCCCCUUGGUACACGCCGGGAGCCGCACGGCUUUUACGGAGGGGGACUGGCACGUACCAAGGAGGGAUGGAAGCGGGGGGUGGGGUUAGAUGAGCGGGAGCAAAAUACUGGGGAAGACUCCUUUACUUCGUGAGGGGCAGCAGCAGUUGGGGUGGGGGAGGGAAUCUAAGGAGCGGCUCCCAUUCUGGGGGCUUCUUCCACACACCCCUGGGACCCUUCGCAUACCACUGUGGGAUAGCUCAGAGGACCCUCCAUGGACCGGGGCAGUCUAUCUCAAAAUAAUACCGGCUGCAGUCACAGCCACCUUCAUGCUCAGAUUGCAAGUAUCCAGAAGCUGCACCCGGGCUCAGUGGCCCUUUGGUUCUCAGUUGGCAAGCCCGCUCACUCUCUGUAUAUGUAUAAAAAUAUAGAUUACUGUAAUGCGCUCUCCGUGGGCCUGCCUUUGAAGACUGUUUGGAAACCUUUCCUGGUGCAAACUGUAGCUGAGCAAAUGCUUGUCCAAACGCCAAUGUUGCACCACCAGCCCCACUUGUGCAUUUCCAGACUUAGCCCAAGAUGCUGCCGUUAAAACCUGAGUGGCCAUAAAUGGCUUGGAGCCAGCACCCCUAAAAGCCAGUCUUCAACUGAGUGGGACUACCAGGUCACAGCCUUAGCCAAAUGGGGGUUUGCAUCCCCAACACUGGCACCAUACAAAUACAGUGAUACCUCGGGUUACAGACACUUCAGGUUACAGACACUUCAGGUUACAGACACUUCAGGUUGCAGACUCCGCUAACCCAGAAAUAGUACCUUGGGUUAAGAACUUUGCUUCAGGUGAGAACCGAAAUCUUGCGGCGGCAGCGGGAGGCCCCAUUAGCUAAAGUGGUACCUCAGGUUAAGAACAGUUUCAGGUUAAGAACAGACCUCCAGAACGAAAUAAGUUCUGUACGGUGGUACCUCGGGUUAAGUACUUAAUUCGUUCUGGAGGUCCAUUUAUUUAGUUUUAAAUAAAUUAGGAGUCCCCAAAUGCAUGUUCUCUGGUCCAUGGGGUCACGAAGAGUCGGACACGACUAAACGACUAAACAACAACAAAAUGCAUGUUUGAGUAAAGAAGCUAUAGCCCUUCUAUAAAUACAGUAAGAUUCCAGUCCUCAUUGUUCUGGAUAAAGACCUGGUUUAAAUAGUAACAAGGAAGCUGCCACCUUACUGGUCCAUCUAGCUCAGUAUUGUCAACACUAUCAGAAGCCAGGAUUUCAGGCAGGGAGCCUCUCCCAGCCCUCCCUACCAGGGAUUUAAUUUGGGACCCUCUGCAUGCAAGGGGGUGGCAAGUGUUGUUCAAUGUGCAAAAGGCCAGCCAGGAAAAUGGAGGCCUUGAGGCCUUGCUUGCUUUCUCACCUCUAGCAAGGGGGCUGCGGAGGGAGGGGUAUGGCUCCUUUCACCUUUCCGCUCAGUUGGCCAGGAGCCCGUGGGCAUCUGUCGGUUUGCUGCUCCCUCUCGGAUUGCAAUUCAUCUCCCUGCAAUUCCUCUUCUGUUCUUUACAAGCUGGGUGUCUUUUAUAGGCAGAUAAACUUUUGCCCCUGCUGUAAAGUUGGAGUACUACUUGUCUCCUCUGCAUUGGGUGCUGUAAAAUGAAAAGACCCUGAGGCGGGGUGCUGGGGGUGCAGGUUCAAAGCAGCUUCUGUGUGCUUGAGUUUUAGGAGCUUGUGUCACCCCCUUUGUUUUGUGCACUGAGGACUUUAACCCUGACCUCCCCAGUGGAAAGGGACAGGGGCAGAUCUUCAGCCUAGCCUAGCCUGACUAAUUCUUCUGCUCACUCAGCAGCUAAUGCCGCAAGAAACCUUGCAGACUCUUUUGUUAAACAUGGCUAGAGACAUCUCUUUUUUUCUUUUUGCCCCUUUGCAGAGACCAGAACAUAGACAGAGUCAGAGCAUUGGUACAUGGAGCUCAGUAAUGUGUAAACUGACUGGCAACAGUUCUCCAGGCUUUCGGAGAUUCCCAGCCAGAUAGGUGGGGUAUAAACAAUAAAAUUACAGUGGUACCUCAUGUUAAGUACUUAAUUCGUCCUGGAGGUCCGUUCUUAACCUGAAACUGUUCUUAACCUGAAGCACUACUUUAGCUAAUGGGGCCUCCCGCUGCCGCUGCGUCACUGGAGCCCAAUUUCUGUUCUUAUCCUGAAGCAAAGUUCUUAACCUGAAGCACUAUUCCUGGGUUAGCGGAGUGUGUAACCUGAAGCGAAUGUAACCUGAAGCGUAUGUAACCCGAGGUACCACUGAAUUAUUAUUAUAUUACCUAGCAAUGCUGUAAGGGACCUUCUGCAUGCCAAGCUCGUAGAGCUUCAGCCAUUCCCAAGUAGGAUUACAGGAAGUUGCCUUAUACCAGGGGUCGGCAACCUAAGGCCCAUGGGCCACAAGUGGCCCAUGGGGGUUGUUUAACCAGCCCAUGGACCCCUGCCGCCCGCUUGAUCAGCUCCCGUGCGCUGCACUAAACCGGAGCAGAGCGGGGACCGCCUUCCGUGAUGCUGGCCGGCUUCCCAUUGACUGCAGGAAGCUCCUGCAGCCACUGGGAAGCUGUGCACACCUCAUCCACGCUGGAAGUAGCUUUUUUCUAUGCGUGCAUGCACACAUGCGUGCACACUCCAGUCCACUGCGGCAUCUGCGGGACUGUGAACUGGCCCAAGCCACAAAAACUUUGCUAACCCCUGCCUUGUGCCAUUGGUCUAUCAAGCUCAGUAUUGUUCAUCCUGACUGGUAGUGGCUCUCCAGGGUUUCAUGCAGGGCGUCUCUUCCAGCCCAGCCUGAAGAUGCUGUCGAUUGAACCUUGUACCUUCUGCAUGCAAAGCAGAUGCUCUACCACCAAGCUACGGCCCGUCCCCAACAGGGUGUCCUGUUUAGCAGCCCAGCUCUACGUCUUCUGGGCCAGACUGAAAGGGCUCUUCGUGCUUUUCCAUUUGCAGCUUGGACUUUUCAAUGUCUGCGAAGGCUGCACACUGUAUACCAGACGGUAGAAUUGCCGGAAACUCACCAGAUGCUUCGCCAGACAUGCCGGGACUUCGCUGAAAAGGAGCUGGCCCCCAUUGCUGCUCAGCUGGACAAGGAGCACCGCUUCCCUGCAGAGCAGGUAUGUAUGUGACUCAUCUCCGGGUAACACAGGUCCCCUGUCUGAUAUUCUGAAUGACCCUAAAGGCCUGUCGCAAUCCAGCAAGUUUGUCCCUGAGAAGAGCAUCCAUGUUGAGACUGAGACCUAAUGCCCUGGUCUCCUUGACCAUCGGGAUGUUUAGCUUGGUCUCGGCAAUGCCCAAGUCAGGAACAAACUCUUAAUCCUUUGGCUCAUAUCCACUUGAUUACAGUCAAAUCUUGGUUGUCGAAUGUAAUCCAUUCUGGAAGUCUGUUCGGCUUCCGAAAUGUUCGAAAACAGAGACAUGGCUUCCGAUUGGUUGCAGGAGCUUACUGCACUCAAGCGGAAGCCGUGUCAGACAUUUGCUUCUGAAAAACGUUGAAAACUGGAGCAUUAAAAAAAAAAGGAGCCAAAACGUUUCAAAAUGGAGGCAUUCAGGAUCCAAGGUUUGACUGUAUUAGAACCAGAAUUCUGCAUCCAGAAAAGCUGAAUUCUGCAACCUGUAUAAUGCAGGCUGUUUACCUUGUUAUGCCCAAAUUUGCUUCUUUGAUUCUAAGAACAUAAGAAAAGCCUGGCUGUUGGAUCAGGCCAAAAGGGGCUCGUCUAGUCCUGCAUCCUGCCUGUUUUCAUAGUGACUAACUAAAUGCUACAAGCAGGACCUGACCACAUGAGCACUCUGUUGCACUGAACCCAUUCCUCUUGCCUGCUUAUUCUGCUAUCCUCCUGGCUUCUAAGAUGCUACCUUCCUCAUAUGCUUUCAAGCAUGUUUUCUCUACCAUGAGGGCUAGGAACUUGAUUUAUUUAAAAACAAACCCCUCCCCCUCCACACACACCUUGAAACACCUUUUUUUUCGUAAACCACUUUGAGAUUUUUUCUGCAACCAAGUGGUUUGUAAAUUUUAUAAAAUGAGUAAAAAAAAUAAAAUGAAAGCCAAGAUUCACAAAACUGAAUUGUGCUUUCUCUCAUAACCAGUUUUUCUGUCCUGAGAAACAGCAGCCAUGCCCAUCCUAGCUGCCGGAUCACAAAUUACCUUGUUUUGUAUUGCACUGGCUUCACACUCCUUAGAUUUUAUUGGUAAGGCUGCCUUGCACAAAUGUUCUUUCAAAGAGCAGUUUAAUGUAAAUAAAAGAAUGAAUUGCACGACGUGUGGUACGCUUUCUCCUGGCAGUAUGUGCUGUUCUGUAAUUAAGUAAUUGCUAUGCUUCUGCUAGGAAGGGAAGAAGUUAUGGCUGCUGCUGGAUGACUGACAAGGGCAAGCGUAAUCCAGUGUGGAAUUGCUUUAAUUCGGCUUUCAGCUGGGUUGUUUCUGCCACUGUGCUGCCUCCCCUAAUCAGCUUUACAUCAUCAUUUCCUUCUCCACUUACAGGUCAAUAAAAUGGGUAGCCUUGGACUUUUUGCAAUGGACGUACCUGAGAAGUAUGGAGGAGCUGGUCUUGAUUACUUGGCCUAUUCCAUCGCUGUUGAGGAAAUCAGCCGAGGCUGUGCAUCUACUGGCGUGAUCAUGAGUGUAAAUAAUGUAAGAGAUUCCCACAGAUGUUAACCUUGAUUAGCAUUCAUUCAUUGUACCUAAGAGUUAGUGGCUUGUUGUUGUUUAGUUGUGUCUGACUCUUCGUGACCCCAUGGACCAGAGCAUUUCAGGCACUCCUAUCUUCCACUGCCUCCCGCAGUUUGGUCAAACUUCGAGAACACUGUCCAGCCAUCUCAUCCUCUGUCGUCCCCUUCUCCUUGUGCCCUCAAUCUUUCCCAACAUCAGGGUCUUUUCCAGGGAGUCUUCUCUUCUCAUGAGGUGGCUUCUCAUGUGUGGCUAAGAUACAAUCAAAACAAGGCAAUCUCUGACCUGGUGGGCUUACAAUCUAAAAAAACAUGGCACACAAGGCAAAAAGGACAGGGAGGGAAGAGGAAAACCAUCAAAAUUCAGGCACAAAUUUCUAAACAGUUGUUCCUACACUGACCAGCCGGCACAGUUGGAGUGCCUGAUGCUUGAAGUUAAUGCAAAAGUGGUACCUUACCCUGUUAAAGUGAUCAUAUAUUUAUAGGAAUGUUUCAGCAAUUUGUUGACAGGAAUGUUGUGAAAGGGAUAGCUAUAAACACAUCUAACAGACAUGUGUCAGGGUAAUCAGUGUUCCAAGUAUUCAAUGAAAUGGACAGACUUACGUGGCAGUCUGUUAGGAAGAACCUGUCCGCUUGCUCUACUAAAUUUAUUUGCAGAUGAUAAUAUGGACUUGAGCUAUUAAACCCCCUCAUAGGAUACUUUUUGGUUCCUGCACUUAUGACUGUCGCCACUUUUUAGGAGGACCUAAAAAGUUUUUAGGAGGUGUGUAAAUCAGUAUAACUCAGGGGUUGGCAAGGUUUACCUCGCCUGGGCUGGUUCACUCCAGUGGAGAUCCCUCCGUGGGUCGGAUCACCCGCGAUUUCCAAUGUCUGCACAGACGUGAUUUCCGGCACCACGAAAGCGAGUCCCCGUGCUGCGCUGCGCCAGUUUAGUGCAGCGCAUGGGGACUCGGCGAGCAGGCGGCUUGAUUCGGGGGUGGCUCGUGUGCCAGUUAAACGACCCCCAUGGGCCGCUUGUGGCCCAUGGGCCUUAGGUUGCCAACCCCUGGUAUAACUUGUCUUACCUCCCCUCCCCAUUUAGUCCCUCUAUUUAGGACCAAUUUUGAAGUUUGGGUCUGAAGAGCAGAAACAGAAGUGGAUUGCACCUUUCACCAGUGGGGAGAAAAUAGGGUGCUUUGCCCUAAGUGAACCCGGUAAGUUAGGCACACAGGUAAUACCUUGGGGUCCUUAAAAAGAAAUUAUACUCAGCUUCCUGUAAGAGGGAGUGAUGGCCACCAGCUUGGAUGGAUUCAAAAGAAGGUGAGACAAAUUCAUGGAGGAGGAGGCUAUCAGCAGCUACUGCCUAUAUUCUGCCUCCACUGUCAGAGGCAAUGGAUCCCUCCGAUACUAGUUGUUGGGAAUCAAGUGGGGAGAGUUCUGCUGCCCUCAUGCCCUGCAUGUGGGUUUCCCAUUUGGGCAUCUGGUUGGCCACUGUGAGAACAGAAUGCUGGACUAGAUGAGCCCCCAUUGGCCUUACCCAUCUGCAGAGCUACUCUGAUGCUCUUAAUCUAGAAUCUGUGUCCUGCAUACAUUACACAAAUGAGUAUAUUUUGCUUUUUAAAAUAAGAAUAAUAAUAAUAAUGCUUUAUUGUUUAAAAAAAAACUAUGUAGCAUAUGUAAUCAACAGAAAAAAGAUCAUAUAAACAAACAUUUGUUCCAUAGUCAGUGCUUGUAUGGAAAGGAGACGCUAUCUCAUCCAAAUCAGACUGGCAAAAUAAGAUGCGAUCAUAUGCAGAGCUAACCAGGUUAUCAGCAAGGUUCCGAGAUGUUACCGAUGAAAAAUUUAAUAGAGAGUGGGAAGUGUACAGAGUUUAUUUAAAUAACAUUGCAAAAAUAUAAAUCCAUUGGCAGGUCUGGACUGACUUACCUGCGUGUAAUAGGAGAAUCGUACAAAACUAUUGUAACUGGAAUAACCUAGAGGAGAUAAAGCUUAGUGUGAUAUGGGAACCACAAAUGAGCAUAUUUUGCAUUCAUUCUGAUCCCCGCAAGUUGUUAUCCAUUCCCUAGGCAUGUGGAGCAUUAAGGAAUUUGUGUUAUGACAUUUAGUCGUGCCAGCCAUGGGUCCCCAGAGGCGGUUGGACUAGUGACUGCCAUCACUCUCAACCAGCAUAGCUAAUGGUCAAGGAUGGAGGGACACACACACAGAGACAAACAACUGGUGGUGUCUCUAGCUCAGGGUGGUUGUUUAUUCUUACCAACAGCAGCCAGAAAGUCUAGUCUGGCAAAGAGGGGUGGGUGUGUUAAAAAGGCUUAUUCUGCAGUUGAAAUACAGCUGGAGGAUGGGGCUACACGAGGAGAUGGGACUCCUCUGCCGAGUCAAGACUUGAGUUUUCGCAGUCCCCUCUCGGAGAGGGAGCAGCGCCAGGUCUUUGGGUCAGAAACCCUUUUGGUUUUCUCUUGCUAAGGCAACGGCAGCGAUGCCGGAGCUGCUUCAACGGUUGCACGGCUGGUUGGGGACGAGUGGGUCCUGAACGGCACCAAAGCCUGGAUCACAAACGCCUGGGAUGCCUCUGCAACGGUGGUCCUUGCCACCACAGACAAGUCUCUGAAGCAUAAGGUGAGUGUAGCCCUUAGGGUCAGUCUUCACAACCAGGAAAGCUGGGGCUGAGCUAGGUCCCCACACAAAGGGGCUUUGUCCCAUUGGGUGUAUUGGUUUGUUUUUAAAUGCAGCCUUCCCCAGUGAUGUAAGACGGACCGAGAAACUUUUGACUCUGCUGCUAGCCUUUAUUCCCUGCUCUGCCCAACAGAAGUAGAAAUGGGAUAGAUGGUCUAGAUCAGCCUUGCUCAACCUGUGGGUCCCCAGAUGUUGUUGAACUACGAACUCCCAUCACCCCUAGCUAGCAAGGCCAGAGCUCAGGGAUGAUGGGAGUUGUAGUCCAACAACAUUGGGGACCCACAGGUUGAGAACCGCUGGUCUAGAUGCAUUGGACUUACGACUCCCAUAAGAGUAUGGCUCCCGUGCUGGCUGAAGCCAAUGGGAGUUUUAGUCCACAAUACUUGUCUCUGGUUCGCCAGAAGUGGCUUAGUCAUGCUGGCCACAUGACCCGGAAGCUGUACGCCGGCUCCCUUGGCCAGUAAAGCGAGAUGAGUGCUGCAACCCCAGAGUCGGUCACAACUGGACCUAAUGGUCAGGGGUCCCUUUACCUUUACCUUUUACUUGUAGGGCAUCAGGUUGGGGAAGGUUGGUUUAUAGCCAGCCAGGCGGUAUAGUAGUUAGAGUGGUUGGACUAGGAUCUGGGAGGCUAGGAUCCAAAUCCCCACAUGGCCAUGAAGCUCACUGGGUAAACCAGUCACUGCCUCUCAAUCUUGAUAAUCUCACAAGGUCAUUGUGGGGAUUCAGAGCUACCUUGAGCUGUUUGGAGGAAAAAGUGGAAUGCAAUUCAUAAAUAGCCUGCCAGGGAUCCCAGCUCAGGCAGGCAGGAGAAGAAGAAGAGUUUGGAUUUGAUAUCCCGCUUUAUCACUACCCGAAGGAGUCUCAAAGCGGCUACCAUUCUCCUUUCCCUUCCUCCCCCACAACAAACACUCUGUGAGGUGAGUGAGGCUGAGAGACUUCAGAGAAGUGUGACUGGCCCAAGGUCACCCAGCAGCUGCAGGUGGAGGAGCGGAGACACAAACCCGGUUCACCAGAUUAUGAGUCUACUGCUCUUAACCACUACACCACACUGGAGAGACUUGUCAAGCCACUGGUGGAUCACCGGUCAUGCCAGCAGACCUCCUUCUGCGUGAGCAACUUGCCAACGUUGUUCUGUCUUGUCGUGCAGGGCAUCAGCGCCUUCCUCGUCCCCAUGCCAACCCCUGGCCUGUCCCUGGGAAAGAAAGAAGACAAGCUAGGGAUCCGAGCCUCCUCCACCGCCAACCUGAUCUUCGAGGACUGCCGGAUCCCCAAGGCCAACCUCCUGGGGGAGCAGGGGAUGGGCUUCAAGAUUGCCAUGGUGAGUAAAUUCUUUUAACGGUGAGGAAGAGGGGAGGGAAUGGGGUUAAGCAGCACCCUCUGCCUGCACUGGAAGCACAAAGGGUGGCGGUUCUGGCCUUCGCACCCUCUUCCCCUCCAUGCCCUGUUUUCAGCCUUUCAGGAAUUUGGCGGAUCACUAUGUUGCUGUUUUCUUUUAAAGUGUGUGUUGGGGAAGACUCGUGUCCUUCAUGCCCUCUCUGUCUGGCCCACAGGCCCCUCCUUAGACAAUGCACCCCUUUCACUGCCUGUCUGUGAACUCUAAUAAAUGCCUCUUGCUUGUCUGGAUAGGUAGUUGUUGCCCAAGUGUACGUAGGAACUAGCCUAUGUCUAUGAGAACAUCUGUGGUUUUUUUAAAUUUGAUUUUCUGUUUUUGCUAAUUUUUUAUUACACCUAGCGUUUUUUAUUGCUAUUUUUAACAAAUGUUUUAUACAAUUUUGUAAGUGGUAUGUAAAACUUGCUAAAUAAUAAUGUGUAUCCCCUGGCUGAGGAAGGGGGGGGCACCUACUCCACUUUGGGAAUUAAACUCUGGAACUCACUCCCACAAGAGGCAGCGAGGGACAAUAACAUGGAUGACUUUAAAAGAGGUUGGCGCCAAUAGCCAUGUUAGCUGUGUUUUACCUCCACAGCUGGAGACAACAAUGCUUUUGAAUACCAGUUGCUGGAAACCACAGGACGGAAGAGGGCUUUUGUGCUUGGGCAUGGGACACAGGUGGCGCUGUGGUCUAAACCACUGAGCCUCUUGGGCUUGUCGAUCGGAGGGUCAGCGGUUCAAAUCUCUGCAACGGGGUGAGCUCCUGUUGCUCUGUCCGAGCUUCUGCCAACCUAGCAGUUUGAAAGCAUGCCAGUGCGAGUAGAUAAAUAGGUACUGUGGUGGGAAGGUAAAUGGUGUUUCUGUGUGCUCUGGUUUCCGUCAUGGUGUCCCAUUGUGCCAGAAGCUGUUUAGUCCUGCUGGCUACAUGACCCAGAAAGCUCUCUGUGGACAAACGCCGGCUCCCUUGGCCUGAAAGCGAGAGGAGCGCCACAACCCCAUAGUCACCUUUGACUGGACUUAACUGUCCAUGGGUCCUUUACUUGAGGACUUUCCAUUGGGGCAUCCAGUUGGCCACUGUGAGAAGAGGAUGCUGGACCAGAUGGGCCAUUGGCCUAAUCCAGCAAAGGCACCUUGUGUCCUUAUUAAGCAUCCUUAUAUUGAGACCAUUGGUCCAUCCAGUUCAGUAUUGUUGGCAGUGAUUGGCAACAGCUCUCCAGGGGAUUUAGGGAUGUUUUUUUCCUUCCUUGGCUCAACCUGGCCAUGCUGCCAAGGGACGGAGCUAAAGGCAGACAUUAAAGCAGUGGGAGGCAGUGGGAGAGGAGGUCCUCCAGUAUGUGCCCCUUCCGAAAGGUUUGUAGUUCUGGGGAAUCCCAAGAGCUGCACUGUGGUUUUUUAACCCCCCAUUUAAGAAUGUUCUUGCUUUUCCAAAGUGGUUCAUAUCAUAAAUAAUAGUAAUGGAAAGAUACAAAGGCAGGCCUUGAGAUUAGUCUCUUGUCAUAGAUAAGAGAUAAGGUCAGGUGGAUCACAGUCUGAGACAGCAAAGCCUGAAGCCAUAAUCUACUUACACUGGUAUAAUACUGCUUCCACCCCAGGGAUUGUGAGAACUGGACUUCUCUAAACAUCCUUGCCAGACUGCAGUUCCCAGGAAUCUUCUGGCAAAGCCAGGAUAGUUUUAAAAUAGUGUAGGACAAUAUCAGUUUGUACUGUGUGUGUCUCUUCAUUGUGGCUGAUCUGGAGGUAGUAGCAAAACUGCCCCACUCCAUGCUUCACUAACAGCUGCCUGUAUUUACUGGAUGCUGGGCUUUGCAAAGUCUGCCCAGUCAUUCCAUAGUCUUCAGUUAAAGUUGGCUUUUCCUGAUGUGGCUGGUUGUAGUGCACAAACUCAUUUUUUUGUCUUUCCACCUUCCUUUCAGCAAACCCUGGACUCUGGGAGGAUUGGAAUUGCAUCUCAGGCAUUAGGAAUAGCCCAGGCAGCUCUCGAUUGUGCUGUGGAUUACGCUGAGAAAAGGGUGGCUUUUGGCUCCCCCAUUACUAAGCUGCAGGCCAUUCAGGUACAUAGAUAGAUCUCUCUCUUACAGGGGCUAUUCUCUUUGUAGUUCCAGGACUCAUCAAUACUUUAAAAAAUAAUAAUAAUCAGGGAGGCUAACCUGCAGCCCCACUGUUUUUGCUGAACUAGAGCAGGAAAGCUUGCCUGGCACCCUUGUUACAUAUACUUAGGUGCUGAGCAAAAACAUUUCUCUUCUCCCACGCCUUUGGCUAAUUAAACAAUCUUUGGCACUUUAAACUGUGGGGGGUAUUUGUUUUCAUUUGUUACCGUGUUAUGUAUUUUUGUGUUUUUAUAUUGUAAUCCUCCCUGUGAUCUUUGGAUGAAGGCUGAUACAGAAAUGUUAUUCUUGUUAUUAUUAGUGCUCCCAUCAGCUCUGGGCAGCAUGGAAGUUGUCCUUCAGCAGCAGCUGAUGGGCUGCAGGUUUGCCAAUCUGUUUUAGAGAAAAAUGUCAAAACAGAAGAGCUGGAAUUCAUUGUGUACUUGUUGCACAACUUGAUUACUUUGGGAACAUCAAUAUCUUAAAAGUGAAAUGGUUUCCCUGACUAGGACCAGCCCAGAGGGCACACCCUUCCUCCUAUAAUUACAUGGGGCACAAGGGCAUUCAAAGAACCAUCAUCCCCAGUGUAUGGUUCCACAUGGGAUGGAUUUCUUAGUCUUCCACUUGAUGUUCCUGCAAGACAUUCAAAAUUAGUGCGACAAGGCAUAUGCUUUGCUUUAUUCAGAAACUGGAUAGUGGUUGAGCUUCUGUUAAGUACUUGCUGUGCUCAUUUUGAUUUGUUGCAUGCAGAACCAGCCUUGCCUUUCGAUGUUUUGAACUGCAGCUCCCGUCAGCCCCAGCCAGCGCAGCCCCAAACGGGAGUUGUAGUUCAAAACAUGUGGACAGCACUGGCUUGGGGAAGGAUGGUGCAGAAUAUCUAGGGCCGCCAGAGUUAUUCAACCUACCAUGGUGUUUUGUGUCUGUAGUUCAAGCUGGCUGACAUGGCACUGGCCCUCGAGAGCGCCCGUCUGCUGACAUGGAGAGCCGCCAUGUUGAAGGACAACGGAAAGCCCUACACAAAGGUAAUAGUGCUUGUCUUCACAGAUAACGGACAGGUUGCAGGCACCCUAGAAAUGUGUGCAAAGGCAAAAAAAAACAACGUUCCCUGGGCUAUAGAAAAUCCCCCACCCCACCCCGUUUUGCAAGGUGGGCUGGUGUGGCAAGUGACUCUCCUUAUAACCACGCAACACUUAGGGCUGUGGGGUUAGGUUUGCCUGGACUGUAGCACUUUUCUCUCCUCUACUCCAAACAGGAAGCUGCGAUGGCAAAGCUGUCUGCCUCCGAGGCUGCAACUUCAAUUUCCCAUCAGGUAAGCCUGUGCCUCUUCAUGCCCAUGAGCACAGAGGGAGAAGCUCUCCCCUUCCGUACAGCUGGCACGCUGCUGGCUUACGUGGAGCAAGAGACACAGCUGGAAUCUCUCUCCUUGGACCGUUCUGUCACUGUGGCCACAAAGGAGUCCCUGUAGGUGUGUGGGGCUCUUAAGUGACUCUGGCAAACGAACAAAGCAUGCGGUAGGGGGAGCGAGUGGCAUGCUUCCUUUCCAUCUCCUGGAUGUAAGUGCAUCCCUCCCCAUUUUUCAUCUCUGUUGCCAUGCUGCAGCCACAGUAUCCAAUGCUGAUGCACUUGGGAUGCUUUUCUAUUUCAGGCGAUCCAGAUCCUGGGAGGGAUGGGCUACGUGACAGAGAUGCCGGCGGAGCGCCACUACCGGGAUGCUCGAAUUACGGAGAUCUACGAGGGAACUAGCGAGAUACAGAGGCUGGUCAUUGCAGGGCAGCUGUUGAAAGCUUAUCGAGGCUGAGGGGGAGAAGAUCUGUGUUUCAGCGCCUCCUACUUUCUUGUAGAGAUGCACGUGCGAUUUCUGAUGGUAGACCCUGGGUCUGGUUACAAGCCAACACAGAGCCCCAUUUGCCAGAGUUUAGGCAGAGUAGGAGACUCGGGCCACCAGUUGCUGCAUGCCACAGCAUUCACUGUGAGAGUUGAACAGUAAGCCAGAGCGGAGAGUCUCAAGACAGCAAGAUAAAAGUGUCCUUGCCUUUAAGGUGCCUUAGAUAAAGAUAUAUAUAUACAUACACAAAAUGAAUAAAUUGCACUACCAAGGGUUUGAUUUCUCUCUCCUCACCCCACUUUGCACUACAGCCUCAGGUUGCGUUUAAUGGACAUUCAUUUGUGUGAUGUUUCUUUAAACUACCUUUGUCUGCAGCAGAGAUCAGGAGUGCAGAACUGUUGUGUGGAUAAAAGGAUAAAUGAAAACUCUUCUCCAGCAUCAGAUACUGCCCUGAAUAUGUUAGUAGGGUGCAGGGGGUGGGCACCCACUAAGAAUACCCACUGAGACCUGUGGGUAUAGGGUAGUAUACAAAUUUAAAUAAAUAAUAAUAAUAAUAAUAAAUAAUAAUAAAUAAUAAUAAUAAUAAUAAAAAAUCUGGAAGCAUAGUAAUUAUUGCCAUGGACCAUAGGCAAUAAAUGGAAGAUUAUGUUCAUGUUUGUUAAUAGUGGCAACAGAUGAAAGUCACAGCUGCUCUGGGUACUUAGGAAAUGUCCUACUGGUUGGUGAAAGGCAGCCUCCUUAUCCUUUCUGUGAUGUGAAGUGUCUGGGAAAGAAACUGAGGUGCCUGUGCAUCUUUUUCUCACGUACAAUAAGGAAUCUUGCCAGCCUUCCUUCUGCUGGGGUCUCCACUAUGUGGGGUCUCGCUUGCCGACCCCUGGUGUAAAGAGCAAUUAAGAGUAACUCCUAUAGCAAAUGCUCUCUCAGCUAAUGGCUCCUCUUCAGUUGGGCAAGGAGAUUCAAGAUGCAGGCCACUUAUUCCACUCUAAAAAUACAACCAAACCCCACCUCCUUGCCCAAUUUCUAAAAUCAAUGUUUAGAAUUGCAGACAGCCAUCUGUGGUUGAUUUCCACCUUUCCUACCAUGGAUAACAAUUAUUGCCAUACAACAGUGUACAUACAGGAUAAGGUGUGGUGGCUAUUCAGUAUGAUAAUAGAAUAAACUUCAAGUAGCAGCACUCUACCUCUUACUAUAGGAUUUUAGCACUAGACAACUGAUGAGAGAAGUCAGCUUUCUAACGUGUUUUAUGAAUGUGUCGAAAAUAACUUGCUGGUUACAGUGGAAACUGUUCUGGACUUGGUGGCCUUUUGGUCUGAAGCAGCAGAACAAGCUCUUAGUGGGAACAUAAUACUCUCAGCACCACUUGCAGUAAGAAGCCAGGGUAGAAGUGGCAAUCCCUGUUCUGUAUGCAAAUCCUACUUCCUCCACACCAGAAACACUCCUCUGGGGACACUCAUGCCCCACAAUAACCUAGAAAGGCCAUAAACAUGUUUAAUUUGAUGCCUGAGAAAAAUCCCAAAGCUGCUUUCUUGUUUACUUGGGGAAUUAGUCUGCAUGGCCUCAUCUAGAGUAUGAAUGAAAGAUAUGGCUUCCGGCAGAGUGCAUUGUGCUCACAAGGCAACUUGGGCUCCCAGUUUUAAUUAAAAAAACAAACAAACCAAACUUAACCCAACAAGUUUUUCUUAAUUUAAAGAGGGCAAUAGCAACCAGCGUAACUUAUUCAGCAUUUUAUCAAGCUUGCCGGAUCUGCAGUUCCGUUUGUGCUAAGUGAAGGUCAGUGAAUUCCCUUGCCUCUUUCCUGGGAACUAUACAGCAAGCAACCUGUCCAUUUACUAUUUUUUAUACCACCCUUCAUCAAAACACAAGUAAAAGCACAAAUGGAAGACGCACAAUUGGAAGACGAUCACCAGGCAUCCACACAGCAUGACCAGUCCAACGAAG
This is a messenger RNA of Podarcis lilfordi (Lilford's wall lizard), 14652 nucleotides long. Lineage: Eukaryota; Metazoa; Chordata; Lepidosauria; Squamata; Lacertidae. The record is from the annotation of a GenBank genome assembly.